AUGCACGGGAUUCACUCGAACACUGUUGUCUUACCAGUUUUGAAGCUGAGCUACGAUCAUCUUCCAGCACAUCUCAAGCAAUGUUUUGCAUAUUGUUCAGUAUUCCCAAAGGAUUAUGCAAUCAACAAGGAAAAAUUGAUCCGGCUGUGGAUUGCAGAAGGUUUUGUUGAGUCAAGUACCAUUAGGAAGGAGUUGGAGGACGUUGCUGAUGUUUUUUUCAUGGAAUUGUUGCAACGGUUUUUCUUUCAGGACACAAUGACUUUAGAACUCUCUGAGUGUUACAAUCUCCUGGAGUUACCCAAAGCUAUCCGCGAGUUAACAAACCUCAGACAUCUGAUUUCUUCAAAAUGUGUCAGCAUUCAUAUGGGUAAGAAGGCUGAUUGUGCUGAACUAACUGAGCUGGGUGGGCUCAACCUUAGAGGUAGGCUAGACAUUAAGAAUCUUGAGAAUGUGAGUAAUUUGGCGCAGGCUCAAGAAGCAAAGCUGUUUCAAAAGCUAAGGCUUCGCUCUUUGGGCUUAUCAUGGGGUCGCAAUGCUCAUCUGGUAGAUGCUGAAUUAUCUGCUGAAGUAUUAGAACGCCUGAUGCCAUCCCUGUUGUCUACAACUUCCGCCACUCGGGCUGCUACCUCUCCUUAG
This is a messenger RNA of Prunus armeniaca (apricot), 636 nucleotides long. The record is from the annotation of a GenBank genome assembly. Lineage: Eukaryota; Viridiplantae; Streptophyta; Magnoliopsida; Rosales; Rosaceae.